Molecule: messenger RNA, 2289 nt
Organism: Metschnikowia bicuspidata var. bicuspidata NRRL YB-4993
Lineage: Eukaryota; Fungi; Ascomycota; Pichiomycetes; Serinales; Metschnikowiaceae
Gene: HCA4
Product: RNA-dependent ATPase
Exons: 1
Coding region: 1-2289 (762 amino acids)
Biological process (GO): rRNA processing
Cellular component (GO): nucleus
Molecular function (GO): ATP binding; nucleic acid binding; RNA helicase activity
Source: RefSeq, a predicted model, not a curated record
AUGGCCAGGCAGAACAAAGGAAAGAAAAUCGACCGCAAGCAGAAACGGCUUUCUGAGGACGAGGAGCUCGUACAGCUCCAGAGCCGCAUUGACGAGUUUGACCCCGUGGCAGAUGGUGCCGCGUUGAGCCUGUUUCUGGAUUUGCCAAUCACCGCCGCCACGCUCCGGGGCUUGAAAGAGGCAAACUUUGUCGAGAUGACGGACAUUCAGAAGAAGACUAUCUGCAUGUCGUUGAAGGGCGACGACAUCAUGGGCACCGCCAAAACCGGGUCCGGCAAGACUCUUGCGUUCUUGGUUCCGGUCAUGGAGGCGCUCAUCCGCAACCGCAUCACGGAGUUUGAUGGGCUUGCCGCUCUCAUCAUCUCGCCCACCAGGGAGUUGGCCGUGCAAAUCUUCGAGGUGCUCACGAAAAUUGGUAAAUACAACUCGUUCUCGGCAGGUUUGGUCACAGGUGGAAAGGACGUCCAGUACGAGAAGGAGCGAGUGGCUCGCAUGAACAUUCUUGUGGGUACGCCUGGGCGCAUUUCCCAGCAUAUGAAUGAAACCGUGGGUAUGGAAACCACCAACUUGCAGGUGCUUGUUUUGGACGAGGCGGACCGAUGUCUCGACAUGGGCUUCAAGAAGCAGAUCGACAGCAUCGUAAGCCACUUGCCGCCUACCAGACAGACUCUUUUGUUUUCGGCUACCCAGUCGGAAAACGUCACAGACUUGGCUCGGCUUUCAUUGACGAACCCACGCAAAAUUGGUGUAUCCUCGGACAGUUCCAUGUCUGCCACGCCGGACAGCUUGGAGCAGUUCUACGUGCGCAUUCCACUCGACGAAAAGCUUGAUGUUUUGUGGUCCUUCAUCAAGUCGCACUUGAAGAGCAAGAUCCUCGUGUUUUUCUCGUCGCUGAAGCAGGUCCAAUAUGCGUAUGAGACGUUCCGCACGCUACAACCGGGCAUUUCGCUUAUGAAGCUCUACGGCCGCCACAAGCAGGUCACGCGCUUGGAGACCACAUCAAAGUUCACCCAUGCACAGUAUGCGUGUCUUUUUGCCACUGAUAUUGUUGCGCGUGGUCUCGAUUUCCCGGCCAUCGACUGGGUCGUGCAGGUCGAUUGUCCCGAGGACGCUGGCACCUACGUGCACCGUGCGGGCCGUUGUGCACGUUUUGGCCGGCCCGGAAAAUCGCUCUUGAUGCUCUUGCCGUCCGAGGAGGAGGCAAUGUUAAGGCGCCUCAAGGGCAACAAAAUUGAGCCCAAGUACAUGAACAUCAGACAGAAAAACAAGAAAACCAUCCGGCCGCAGCUACAGUCCUUGUGUUUUAAGGAUCCAAAAAUGAAGAACUUGGGCCAGCGUGCGUUCAUCUCCUACUACAAAUCAGUCUACGUACAGAAAGAUAAAGAGAUUUUCAAAAUUGACGAUCUUCCGACGGAGAAGUAUGCCGAGUCCUUGGGCUUACCUGGCGCGCCGCAGAUCAAAAUCAAGGGUGGCGAGUCAGGCAAGGACAAGAAGAAUAUGUCGAAGAAGUUGUUAGACUUGGAGAAGGCGGACGCAGAAGGCGAAGCCAAGGAAGACGCCAAAAAGGGUGUUCGUACAAAGUACGACCGCAUGUUCGAAAGACAGAAUCAGACCGUGCUUUCUAAAGAAUACUUGAACAUGACCGGCACCAAAAUCAGAAAAGACCAAGACACCGACGACAGCGACGACGACUUUAUGGCUGUUAAGAGACAAGACCAUGGAAUUGCCGAGGAGGAUCUUCCCGACUUGAGCGUGCCGGUGUCGAAGAGACAGGCUAAGAAGGCGCUUUCCAAAAAGUUGUCCGCCGCAAACCACGGCUUGCCGACGAAACUCAAGUUCGACGACGAUGGCACUGCGCACCCACUCUACGAAUUAGAGGGUGAAGAAGAUUUCAAGAGCAAGGGCGAUGCCCAGACGCAAAAGGCAGAGUACGUGAUGAAGGAAACUGAGACCAUGAACGACGCGGACGUUGAGGAUAAGGAAUUGGCCCGCGCCAAGAGACAGGAUAAGAAGAGAAAGCGGAAAGAGAUCGAAAGACGUGUGAGGGAAGAAGAGCUCAGUGGCAGCGAUGACGAUGAAGGUGGUGCUGUAGUAACUUUGGGCACAGGAGAUUUGGAUCAGGACCUCGAGUCGCUGGACGACGAACCGGAGCAGCCCGCCAGCAAGAAGUCCAGAUGGUUUGAAAAAUCUACCAGAAAGAAUGACCUUGACGAGGGCGUGGUCGAGCUCGAUGAGCCUGAGACCUUGGAGGACUUGGAGGCUUUGACUUCGCGGUUGAUUAACAAUUAG